CACGCCCAUCCUUCCCACAAAAUUCAAUAAAAUGGGAGGCUGUGCGACCAAGCCCAAGGAGUCUGACAUCCUUGCCGAGGAUAUCCACACUGAUGGUUGCACCGCUCCCAAGAAGGAUGACGGGGAGACUUCUGCUCAAGGGACCGACAAUGGAGUCGAGAGUCAGAGUGAAGCACCCUUGAUGGACAUCUCCAAGGAGGAGAAUGGAAACCUGUCCUCUGAACCGAAGACCGUUGAAGCCACGCCAGUUUUGGUGGAGGCAGCUGAAGAGGCUACCAAGACAACAACAGAGGACAAAGUUGAAGCCCCUGCUAACGAAUCCAAUGACAAAGUUGAGGCUGUUAAGGAGACCCAAGAGCCGGCAAAGGAGGAGCAAGCUGAGGCCAAGACUGACAAAUCAGAUGCCACUCCAAGCUCAGGAGAUAGAAGUCAUGCACCUGUUGCAACUGCGUGAUGACACUUCCUACUUGACAGAAACAAUAAAUCAAACUAUAAAGAGAUUUAUCAUUGGAAUGACACUUGUCUAAUUUCAGCCUGGUUUGUUGGGAUUCAUUUUAAGAUCUGGAACAAUUGUUAAUUUAUUUUUAUUCGUCAGAUAUGUAUAUUUGGAGUUUUAAUUUGUUGCUUUAUAACACUAACCCAUAUAUCCGGUUUUAGGAA
Molecule: messenger RNA, 660 nt
Organism: Carya illinoinensis
Lineage: Eukaryota; Viridiplantae; Streptophyta; Magnoliopsida; Fagales; Juglandaceae
Exons: 2
Coding region: 32-454 (140 amino acids)
Source: RefSeq, a predicted model, not a curated record